AUGGAUAUUGAACAAAAGCAAGCAGAGCACAUCGAGUACUUCGUCAAGCAAGCCUCGGCACAUAAGGGUUCGUCGCUCGCGAAUAUCAUCGUCGAAGCCACUUCACACCCCUCUCUCUUUGCCUUCUCCGAGAUUCUCGCCGUUCCCAAUGUGCUUGAGCUUCAAGGAACUGAGAUGUCUGUGUACCUUGACCUACUUCGUAUGUUUGCCUAUGGAACAUGGAGUGAAUUCAAGAGUAAUGCUGGUCAUCUUCCACAAUUGGUUCCCGAUCAACUCCUCAAGUUAAAGCAACUUACUGUCCUCACUCUGGCCGAGACAAACAAGGUACUUCCCUAUGAUGUACUGAAGCAGGAGUUGGAUGUUACAAAUGUGCGUGAGCUUGAAGAUUUUCUCAUCAAUGAGUGCAUGUAUGUGGGCAUUGUUAGAGGGAAGCUGGAUCAGUUGCGAAGAUGCUUUGAGGUGCAAUUUGCUGCGGGGAGGGAUCUCAGACCAGGACAACUUGGGAGCAUGAUACAUACACUAUCAAAUUGUUUGAAGUUGAGUUUCCUAAAGGGCUUCAAGGUUUGGAGCUUGAAUAAUUUGAGCGGCAUUUUGCUUGUGAUGUUUGUAUCCUCAAGUCCACACUCCAGACAGCUUGAAAAUGGAUGCAAGGUCCUGGAAACUCUGUUGUUAUUAUUUGUAGAGUUGCUUGCAGGGGAGAAGCAGAGUGUAUUUAGGAUAGGGAAGGGGAUGUGUGAAAGCACACUAGUUUUGUGGAAGGACUGGCCAGAUGGACAGGUUCUGUCUGAAUUUUUGGUGUUGGGGCCGAGUGUCAAAGGACUGUUUCCCUGUGCCUUCUUUGUUGUUGCUAUGGAAGAGAAAACUAUCGUGGCCAAUUAUGUUGGGAAGGGGAGUGCAGGAUUUAGCAUCAGAGGCAUCUCACACAGUUAUAUAUGCCAUAUGGGGCUAGCAUUGGAGAUGAGAGCUAGGGUGUUCAAUGCUGGAGGCCAUAAAAACAUCUUAUUGCCGCCAACGUGCAGAUGUGCCGAGGAGAUGAUUAUGUCGGGGUCAGAUAUAAAUACAUCGUACUUUUUAGCUAAGUGGUUGGAUGGAGAGGGGGAAGUGGGUAGUGCAGUAAAUGGUUCUAGAAUGCCUACUUUUGGGGCAAAUGAGAAGAGCUUUGGGUUGGCUACUUCAGACAAUCUUCUUAUAUCAAUUCAAGAGAAGAUAAAGUGGGCAGAUACUAUGAGUGAAAUGGACAAGAAGCAUCAGAAGGAAGUUGAAGAAAGGGUGGAAGAAGUGAAGAAGUCCCUUACCCUCAAGGCCGACGUCGACUUCCGAGGUCAUGAGGAGGUCUACUCUGAACAUGGUGGAGUGAUGGACUACGAGGAAGAUCGAAGCAGACCGAAGAGGAGACGCCAUCCAAUGGGUUGA
Messenger RNA from Ilex paraguariensis (yerba mate), 1413 nucleotides. The record is from the annotation of a GenBank genome assembly. Lineage: Eukaryota; Viridiplantae; Streptophyta; Magnoliopsida; Aquifoliales; Aquifoliaceae.